AUGCUGCCGUCACAGUCCAAGGAGCCGCUACUCUUGGAUCCUCUGCCUUCGCCACCCUUUGAGGAAGCCUCAGCGGAUCUUUUCAUGUACGGUGGUAAGGACUAUUUGAUGUAUGCUGACCAUUUUUCUGGAUGGCCGUGCAUUGCAGAGUAUGGUCGCGAGGCAACGUCGCGAGCUACACUGAAGCUUCUACGCAGUAUCUUUAAAGACUUGGGCGUGCCGGUCCGGCUUGGAACUGACGGCGGGCCCCAAUUUUCCAGCUCUGCAUUCAGGUCCUUCGUAAAGAGAUGUGAUAUCAAUCAUGUCUUAUCUUCCACCAGAUAUUCCCAAUCUAACGGACAUGCAGAAGCUUUUGUUAAGAAAGCGAAGCAGCUCAUCGCAAAGCGAUUUGUGACGACGACAAAGCUUUUGACCGUUACUUGA
This is a messenger RNA of Portunus trituberculatus (swimming crab), 423 nucleotides long. RefSeq lists its product as uncharacterized. NCBI's taxonomy places the organism in Eukaryota, Metazoa, Arthropoda, Malacostraca, Decapoda, Portunidae. The coding region runs from base 1 to 423 and encodes 140 amino acids. The transcript has a single exon. Gene Ontology annotation, biological process: DNA integration. Gene Ontology annotation, molecular function: nucleic acid binding. The record is from RefSeq and is a predicted model, not a curated record.